Seminavis robusta is the source of this 1362-nucleotide messenger RNA. The record is from the annotation of a GenBank genome assembly. NCBI's taxonomy places the organism in Eukaryota, Bacillariophyta, Bacillariophyceae, Naviculales, Naviculaceae.
AUGCCGACCAUCACUGCCAGUGCGGCUGGCCAUCAAAGUCACCAUCAUCACAGUAGUCAUCAUCAUCAAGAAUGGAACUUGGAUCCGACAGCGAUUCGACGCCGCGCCAAGUCUCUAGCGGGUGUCCAAGCACUACCAUCCCACGCCGAACACAUUGUCUCCUUUCUAGUGGGUCUCCACAAUAAUGCGAGUAGUACGGAAGGAUUGGCCCGGGUCAACAUCUUUGUCGAUACUGGCACUGUCUCGACGUGUCGGGUCUUUCAAGGCGUGCCACGAGAAUCCUUUCGCCGCAAUGUCACGUCGUUGGAUGUCAUUGAACGCCUCUUACGCCAUCCACCAGCCCCCACCGAAAUUGACGAAACAUUGGUUGGUGUUCACGACAACACAAGCACUAAUACGAAUGCACCUUCACCGACCAAGACCACGUCUCUCAAAGAUGAUAUUGAAUUGGCCGAAGUGGGACUCUGUAUUUUACAUGGCGAGAAAGAAAAAUUGGAAAGCCAUUUGGUGGCGUUGGAAGAACGAGAAGAACAACACAAGAAAUUACAGCAGCAGCAACAACAACAACAGCAGCAAAAGCCACGAACAUCCGUAGCUGCUUCUUCCAGUAACAACAAUCAUGGCAGUCGAGAAGACGAUUCCACCACACAAGAUGACGAGGAAGAAGAAGAAGACGACGACGAUGAUGCCAGUGAAGAAGAAGGAAUGGAAUUCCAAUUCUCACUUCCCGUCUCGGCCAUGAAACAUGUCGAACAGUGUCUACAAGAUAUUAGUCGCAUGAAUAAGCUAGUGCGUGGUGUCGCUACCAAUGGAAAAGGCACUAUAUUCUUGUAUGGCAAUGGCGGCGUUGCCUACACACCCAACAUUCCCAAACAUUUGUAUCAAAAACUCAAAUUACUCCGCAAUUCACCCAUUUCGGCACGUCCUUCCUAUGUCUCGUUGGGAACCCGCGAUCGCUAUUUUGUGGCGUUCAAAGACGACACGUUUGAUUGGAAAGGUCCCAAAGCACUCGAUAAAGUAUUGAAAGGCUGUCGUCAAGCACCCCGAUCGGUCGCGUUUGGCAAUUCCUACGAUACCUUUUUUGUCGUUUUUGCCGAUGGAUCGUGGAAAUUUCACGGACGAUCCAUUCCAUCCGCACUAGCCGAUAAACUGGGAGAACGACGCGACAAGGCCGAUUUGGUCUGUGUCAAUCUAGGCCCGCACGGAGAAUGGUUUGUCCGAGCCGAAAAUGGACGCAUGUGGUGGGGUGGAAUCAGUGAAGAUCUCGAUGCCGUUACACAGGAAAUAUUGCAAGCGGGAAAUUUUCUACACUUUAUUGACUUUGGAGAAGAUGGAUCCUACUUUCUCAGUCAUGAUUCUUAA